Plutella xylostella (diamondback moth) is the source of this 1747-nucleotide messenger RNA. RefSeq lists its product as uncharacterized. Lineage: Eukaryota; Metazoa; Arthropoda; Insecta; Lepidoptera; Plutellidae. The record is from RefSeq and is a predicted model, not a curated record.
AAAAACGUCAUCGACCGAUUUGAAUUGUUUACACAGCGCCAAGUUUUAAAUCAUUUUAAAAUAGUUAUUUAAUUACAACCAUUACUAGAGUGAGCUGAGAGAACAUAAUUUAAGCAUAAUGCGUUUUACUAUUUUAAUAUUUCUUAUGUUAUGUUGGAAAUACAUUAAAUGUGAUCAAAAUGGACCAGACCCAUGGGACUACAAAAUAACUGAAACAGUUGUGGAUAAAAACAUUGACCACGUUCCUCCUGAUUUAAGAAUACCAUCCAAGAGAAGGGAACUUCGAGUUGCAAGCACAGUUAAUAAUAGUGACUGGUUUUACAAAAGAUUACUAGCUAUACUUCUAAAGGGUGGAAAGUUCAAGAAAAACGAUGGUGGUUAUGUAGAUGUGAUAAUUCAAAUGCAGUUUCCUGAAGCACACUGGACCAUACUGAAUGAGUAUCUGACCAAUAACAAUGCAUUCUCCGAAGAUAUGUUCCGGAAGUCCAUCGGUUAUGUACAGGAAGCCAUCAUCAAACCUUCAGUUACUGAAACACUUGUACAGGCAUGGACAGAUUAUGUGCACUUUUAUUUAGUAGAGUAUAAGAUGCACAUAACAUUAUUUUUUGGAGCUCUGGGAAUCCUGUGGAUGACUUGUAUAGUGUGGACCCGUAUUUCACAUAAACAUAUUUUCAUCUUAAUCAUGGUGGGCCUUUACCUGUAUGAAGUAUUUGUCUCGUAUAAGGAAGCUGAGCAGCAAGAGUAUGAUAGAUUCCUCUCAUCAGUGAAUACUUGCAAAUGGUAUUUCUGGUCGUCGAGCUGCCACGUCCCGGCGCCCGACCCACUGGUGUUCAUCAAACACAUGCACCCCCUGAAGAUAGCAAUGAGGAUCUUCACCCUGUUUGUGUCGGAACCUAUGCUGGCCAUCAGUGCCACCAUCACCACCAUGCUACAUGGCAUUACAGAUGGCCUGUGGUUUCCCUUGGACAAGAUUGUCUACGGUCUACUUGUAGUAAUUAUGAAUGGACUGCUUGUUAUAUUUUUAUUAUUGGUUCUAUUUAAUUUUAUACUAAACAUUCCGUUCAAUCUAAGCUUUGCCGGCUUGUUAAAUAUAGGUUUCCCACAAAGGGUGAGAAAUGUAUACAAUUUAUUGCCUAAAAGUCCUCCUUCAUCUGAACAGGGUGACAGAAUCAGUGGGGCUAAUUUAGAUAAGCUGUUAAAUGUUUGUGCACAAGCUAUCAAUAAUAAUCACACUGGUUCUACCAUAAAACAGCAAGCCAUUGCUUCUUAUAGAGCUAAAGUUAAUAAGAUAGAAGGAGGUAUGAAAAAAUCUGCUAGUACAGGGCGUUUGUGUGAUUUAGCUCAGGAGCAUCAGUCGUUAGUACCGAUAUAUAGGAAUAAUGUGAAGAAGACCAAAAGCAGGAAAGAAAUGGGAGCAGGCGAUUCUUGAGUAACCGAAUCGAGGAUCGUGAGAAAUGUACAAAGAGCCAAUGUAGUUCAAUCUUAUUGUUUUAAUCAAACUAAUAUCAGCUAGGUACUAUACACAUUAAUAAUAACAAGCGAUUUAAAAUUUACUUACAACUUUGCAUUUGGAUGCUGCCGCUGUGAAGAUUAAGUACAUAGUGUGUAACAUAACGAGUUCACUUACUAAUUUAUUAUUUAGCAACCUGUCUUAAGUGGCAGUGGGCUGGUCACAUCUGUCGAAGAACCGAUGACCGAUGGGGUAAACGUGUUCUCGAGUGGAGGCCGCGACUAGGCAAACGUAGUG